AUGGUGAGCUGUAGUGGGUGCACAAAAGGGGGACUGGCUCCAGAAUUGGGGUGUUGCCACAGACCAUCCCUGGGGGGCACAGGGGGCUCCCUAUCCUCCAGCCUGGACUGCCAACUCUGCCCAGGUGAUCAGGUCUUCCCAGUUUGCAGGCCACUUCCAGACAGAGUGGAUGCCCAUGGCCCAUUCUGUGCCAGCUGGUUGUACUCCAUGCCACUGGCACUGGCCAGGUCUGCCCUCAUGGCCUGCCCCCAGGGCCUGGACCCAUACCUGUGUGCUCUGCAGCAGGCAUCCGUGGGCACAGACCUGAAGAGUCUCAGAGAGGACGUCCUGAGCAUGAAGCACCAGGCACCAAGGCCACAUGCCGGCUCUACCAGUGACACGGUGGUCACAACCAAAUACCCUUGGAACGGGGACAAGAUGGGAAGCCAUCCAGAAAGAGCUGGCGAGGGGGACACCUGCCCAUCCUUCUCUCCUCACAACAGCUCUUCUCCAGCCCCCUGGGAGAACAGAAAGAACGCCGGCCCCUUAGCUUUCUGCUGCUGCCCCCUACUUGCUCCCAUGUCCAAAGAGCCCCCGUUCCACCUCCAACCUUUCUUUCCUGGGUACCCACUUCUCUUGCCUCCACCUUGUGCAUUCAUCUGUGGGGCCCUACCUUCUGUUCAAUGUUUUUCCUUUUUCAUGCUGCCGCCAGGCACCUCUUACCCCACCAUAGCUGUGCCUAACUUGCUGAUGAGUUUCAAAGAGCCUGGGCACCACAGUGCCCAGGGGGAGACCCUGAGUCCCUACCCAAGGGCCUCCCAAGCCUCUGCCCAAACUCGACUGUCUCAGGCCCAGAAUCCAGGCCCUGGAGCUCCAGGGCUGGAGAGAGCCGUCAGGGCAGCUCCAGCCCAGCAGGUCCCACUGGGCUCCCGGGUGGGCACUGCAGCACUGCCUUACCCUCUGAAGAAAGAGAAUGGCAAAAUCCUGUACCAAUGCAACGUGUGUGGCAAGAGCUUUGGACAGCUCUCCAACCUCAAGGUCCAUCUGCGUGUGCACAGUGGGGAGCGCCCAUUCCAGUGUGCCCUGUGCCAGAAGAGCUUCACCCAACUCGCCCACCUGCAGAAGCACCAUCUGGUGCAUACGGGGGAGCGGCCCCACAAGUGCCUGAUGUGCCACAAGCGCUUCAGCAGCUCCAGCAACCUCAAGACCCACCUGCGCCUGCACUCAGGGUCCUGGCCCUUCCAGUGCAAUGUCUGCAUGAGCCACUUCACCCAGAACAUUCACCUGAAGUUGCACCAUCAGCUGCAUGCCCCACGGCCCUGCCACCAAGCUCACACCCACCUGCCCCUGGCGUCUCUUGCCUGCCUUUCCCGAUGGCACGUGGAGGCACCAUCAGAGAGGCAGAUGGGCUGGGACUUGAACAAGGUCAAGGUGUCCUCAGCAUUGGGGAAAGAAAGGGCAACCAGCCUAAGCAGUGGUGCCAGGACUGCCCAGAGGUGGGGGAAUGUGGGGGGCAGUGGAAGAGCAAUAGAGCAAUUAAAGGAUUUUCUCUCUGACAAGUAGAGGCUUUCUGAGCCUCCACAGGAGAGAAGCAAGCCACCAUGUAUGUGCCAGACUUCACAUCCCACCUGGGAGCAGGUCAGGGGACACAGCCAGGAAGAGUCUGCUGCCUGCACACGGGGGGCGUGCCUGCAGCCAUCCACCUCCAGCUGGGUUUGGGUUCUGCUCCCUGUCAGGGACCUAUCUAGGACCCGGCCUUCUAUCUCAGCUUGCCAGUGACAGACUAGCCUUUCCAGGACUCUUCCAGGUGCAGACUGUGCUGCCAAGCACAGGACAUGUUGUCCUCUUUUCUGAACAGAUGUUGCCAUACUUGUCCGGGUGCCUGUCUGCUGC
Molecule: messenger RNA, 1872 nt
Organism: Manis javanica (Malayan pangolin)
Lineage: Eukaryota; Metazoa; Chordata; Mammalia; Pholidota; Manidae
Source: RefSeq, a predicted model, not a curated record